This is a messenger RNA of Galleria mellonella (greater wax moth), 1879 nucleotides long. RefSeq names its product putative neuropeptide precursor protein (gene K5). The transcript has 5 exons. Bases 154 to 1284 code for a protein of 376 amino acids. The record is from RefSeq and is a predicted model, not a curated record. NCBI's taxonomy places the organism in Eukaryota, Metazoa, Arthropoda, Insecta, Lepidoptera, Pyralidae.
UUUAUCGACAGGAGCAGUAGGUUUCCUCUCCAGCUUGGGCUCUGGUAGACAACACUCGCUCUCUGCUUGCGGAUAAUCCACACUCAUUUUACGCACUUUUAUUAUUGCUCUUUUAUAAAGGAUUCACAAUAUUCACAUUUACAAUCUGUGACUAUGUUACUAAUCGCCCUUACCGCGUUGUCCGCGGUGCUACUUGUGUGUGAUGGGGUGCCAACGCCUACGAACGCCAAAGAUGGCGGUCCAAUUGGUGAACUACCAGAAAAUUGGGACCAAACAAAAGACGACACACAAUCGUUAUUCCUGAACAAGAGUGACAAAAACGAUCUGGAGCCGUAUCCACUAGCUCUCAGUGAAGAAGGUAAUGUAGAAGGUUAUGAGCAAGGAGUAGAACAACGAUUCGACUCGCCACAGUCCACUGGAGAACUAGACAAUCUGAUCAUGAGGCCCGAAUUAUAUGGUGAGCCUCCAGCAAUGGAAGGCUUGUCGUCAGGGUACGACUCCCGACGACGCAAACGUGGCAGUGGCACUAAAGUGGGAGGAGCAGGCGCUGCCACCAAAGUUGCCACCAAGUCAGGCUCAGGAAAGAAAAAUCUAAAGUCCGAGGAACAUGACGCUCUCUCUCCUUUAGACUCAGCAUCACAUGAUCAAGAUGCUCAUCGCCGCAAACGUGGCAGUGGAACUAAAGUAGGCGGAGCGGCGGCUUCCGCAAAAACAGCUACCAAAAACUCCGGCGGAAAUAAGAAAAACUUCAGGCCCAUUUCGGAACGCCGCAAACGUGACUCUGGCCUUAGUGCGGCUGAUGUUCGAGCUCUACUAAAUUUAUGGGAAGCACAAGAACGUAGAAAGCAGGAAUGGAAUGCCAACCAAUGGGCUGCCGAUCGCUACUACGGACGUGUGAACACAGUUGAAGAUGAACAGCCUGAAGUGGAUGAGAAUGGUGACAUUUGGUAUAAUGAACCAGUUGUAAUUAGCCCACGAGAGCGAGAGUAUCCUCAUCAUUCAUACUUUUCAGAACAGAACCGUAUGGCUAUGACUCACGGCUACCCAGACAUGUACCAAGUAGACCCGUCUGAACUUGCACAGCGGUACGAGGAAGCACGUCGCAAAAGGCAAUACGCAAAUAAAGUGAAACGCUUCAUGGUAGCACGGAAGCGUUCUGAUAAUAUGAUGCAUCAAAACAAUUACAGACCCCGGGAUGAUCUGUAUACUCUUGCAGAACUUCUUCGCUCUGCGCCAAGAAUCCAAGAACAGGAGAUUCCAGUUUACCGGCGACUGAUACUUUAAAGCAGUCUUGUGGAGGAAGGUGUCCAUUCGAAAGAUCCUGUGAGUCGGAUUAUCAAAAAAGAAUGAAUACAGGUCCUACGAUUAGCAUGUCUUAAAUCUGGAAAAACAAUUCGUCAUUCAGGAUAUGUGUUGCCCGAAGGGCAAUAUGGCAUAAUUUGGGGCGGGAGAUUGUCGCGCAUUUAAUUCGCAGUGUGUAGCGGAUACCUACCAAUUUAGUAAUAGACAAGAUCGUAUUAUUAAUGCCAUUUUAUUAUAUAAAUAUGUAUUAUUUUAUUUGUUGAAUAUAAAUGGCCUACAUUCAAUUCCUUUUAUUUAAAAUUCGAAUUUUCUUUUAAGUAUAAAAUUACGAAAAUAAUUGUGUAAUAUUUCUGUUUUACUUAGUAUCAUUCUAUUGUUGCAUAUCUGUGAAACAUUAUAGAGUACUAAAUUUUUAAAUUACCUAUAAUCAAAUUUAAUUAGAUAGAUAUAUGUCUAGUUUCUUCGAAUAUUAAUAGUCUGAUGUGAAGUUAAACUUCACAUUUCAUUUAAUAUAUUUAGUGUUAGAUUUUAUGUGUAAAUGGUAAACUGCUGUAUUAAACUAGUAUUAUCUUAUAAA